AUGGCUAGCAAUAUGUGUUUAUACCAUCAAAUGUUCGAAAUAUUUUCAUGGCUACCUGUAAAACUUUUAUACAAGUUAUCAGUUUUAAAAGAGAUACGAAGUUUCCUCUCCGAAGACUCUUUUGUGGAGAAACAAUGUUAUAAUUCAAGUACAAAAACUGCUGAAUCUUUGAUUAUACAAAAUGAUUCUUGUUUAAGAAUAAAAGACACGCUACAUAUUUGUUUUUUAUUCAAAGAUCACACUAAUAAUGGUGUUCCUAUCGAUUCCCUCAAAUUUAUUACUGAGAAAGGGCGUGUUUUAGCAUCUAGUAAUGGUCUGAUUUUGUGUAGAACAAUUAAUUCACAGGAGCCAACUAAAUUAUUUUUGUGUAAUCCUGUCAGUAAAACUUGGUUGCCUAUUACAUUGCCGAAUAAUGAAUUAGCUGAAGCAUGCAAGAACGAUACAGAUGUUAAUAUAGUUUUUAUUUGUGGUUCUAUUAAUUUUUCAACCAAAAAAAAUAAGUUUCCAUUAGAUUAUACCCUUUUAGUCUUUGAAGUUGUAGUAAAUGAUUUGGAAUAUUGUUGGAAUAAUAAGUAUAAUGUGUACAUGUUAGAGGAAGGUGAUUGGGUACUCAAAACAAAAAAAUUAAUAACUGGGGGAAGACAGUUGGAUUUUGAUAAUUACGUAUGCUUCAACGGUGGUCUAUAUUUCAUGUCAAUAUCCAAUUCUUGUUAUAGAGCUGAAUCUCUGUAUUAUUACCCUUACAUAGUUUAUUAUAACAUGAAGAAUGAAGCUUCAAGUAUGAUUUCAUUGCCUCAUGAAGCAAGAGAAAAUUUUAAUUUCAGCGAUUGUUAUUUUCGCAUAUUUGGAUGGGAGCGUCUUAGUGGUAAUUCGUGGUUUUUUUCGUUAUGUUUGGUAAAGUACUUAAACAUGGAAAUCAACAUAUGGGUUAUGGAUGAAGGCGAUGCUACAGAUGGUGAGAAAUUAUGUUCAUGGAGGUGGCUAUUAAAACUAAAUAUUAAAGAAGACUUGGGGCUCAAGGAUGCCUUACAUUGGACAAAUAGCUUUACUGUUGUGGAUAAACAAUUUAUAUUUAGUGAUUCUAACGGCUAUAUUUAUCGGUAUCAAUUGGAGGGCAUAAAUCUUGGAAAGUUGAAAAAGAUUAAUAAGUAUAAAAAUAGUUGUUACAAACUUCGAUUCAAUUCUUAUUCCACAACUCUUCGGCCUUGCUCCAAGAAUCUCAUAGAGUCCUCUCUAAAAAUAGAGUAA
Messenger RNA from Amaranthus tricolor (Joseph's coat), 1248 nucleotides. RefSeq lists its product as uncharacterized. Gene Ontology annotation, biological process: SCF-dependent proteasomal ubiquitin-dependent protein catabolic process. The transcript has a single exon. NCBI's taxonomy places the organism in Eukaryota, Viridiplantae, Streptophyta, Magnoliopsida, Caryophyllales, Amaranthaceae. Bases 1 to 1248 code for a protein of 415 amino acids. The record is from RefSeq and is a predicted model, not a curated record. Gene Ontology annotation, molecular function: ubiquitin-protein transferase activity.